AUGUCGAGGAGCCAAAUGGUGACAGGCAACAAUACAGGAGGCUUAAAGCAAAUACACUUGGACCAGAUAUGGGGUGACCUAAACGCUGGAAUCCAACAUGUAUACAACUGGCAGGCUAUGCCAAAGUCUCGCUAUAUGGAACUAUACACUCAUGUUUAUAAUUACUGCACCUCAGUCCAUCAAGCCAAUGGCAGAGCAUCAUCAAAUUCUAGUUCUAAGAACAAAAAAAAUAUGGCUGGAUGUGGUGCACAACUAGUUGGGCUUGAGCUGUAUAAACGAUUAAAAGAUUUUCUAAAGAACUAUCUAGUGUCUUUAUUGUCUGACGGGAUGCAUCGUAUGGACGAAGACGUACUCAAAUUUUACACAGUGCAAUGGGAGGAGUAUCAGUUCAGUUCUAAAGUGUUGAAUGGCGUGUGCUCCUACCUAAAUCGUCAUUGGGUUAAGCGCGAAUGCGAAGAAGGGCGCAAGGGUAUUUAUAACAUCUACCAGCUUGCUUUGGUGACCUGGAGGGACCAUCUUUUCAAGCAACUCAAUAAACAGGUGACCAACGCUGUGCUGAAGUUGAUCGAGAGAGAACGUAACGGCGAAACGAUCAAUACACAUUUAGUGUCGGGAGUGAUCAGUUGUUAUGUGGAAUUGGGCCUCAAUGAGGAGGAACCGGGCGCUAAAGGUCCCAAUCUUAGCGUGUACAAAGAGAGCUUCGAGAACGUCUUUUUGGAGGACACCGAACGUUUCUAUACUUCAGAGAGCACUCUGUUUCUCGUAGAGAAUCCCAUAACUGAGUACAUGAAAAAAGCUGAAUUACGCCUGUUGGAAGAGCAACGUCGCGUUCAGAUGUACCUCCACGAGACAACACUGGAUAGAUUGGCGAAGACAUGCGAACGAGUGCUUAUCCAAAAGCAUCUGGAGUUGUUCCAUUCGGAGUUCCAGCAGUUGCUCGAUGCGGAUAAGGAUUCCGACCUGGGUCGCAUGUAUUCGUUGGUGUCGCGAAUUCCGGAUGGUUUGGGCGAGCUAAGGACUUUGCUCGAGCAGCAUAUUGCCGCUCAAGGUUUGGCCGCCAUCGAGCGGUGCGGUGACAGUGCUAAUAACGAUCCUAAGGUGUAUGUGAACACAAUCCUAGAAGUGCACAAGAAGUACAACGCGCUCGUACUUGUCGCGUUUGGGAAUGACAGCGGUUUCGUGGCCGCGUUGGACAAAGCGUGUGGCCGCUUCAUAAACGCAAAUGCGGUCACCAAACUGGCAAACUCGAGUAGUAAGUCUCCCGAACUUCUUGCCAAGUACUGCGAUCUGCUCCUCAAAAAGUCGAGCAAAAAUCCGGAAGAAGCAGAACUCGAGGAUACACUUAAUCAAGUGAUGGUCGUUUUUAAGUACAUCGAGGACAAAGACGUGUUUCAGAAAUUCUAUAGUAAAAUGUUGGCCAAGAGACUUGUGCAACACAUGUCGGCCAGUGACGAUGCCGAAGCUUCUAUGAUCUCUAAGCUGAAGCAAGCUUGUGGUUUCGAAUACACAUCCAAGUUGCAAAGAAUGUUCCAAGAUAUUGGAGUAUCCAAAGACUUAAAUGAACAAUUUAGGAAUCACUUAAUGAAGUCAAAUGAAACGUUAGGAAUCGAUUUCAGUAUACAAGUAUUAUCAUCUGGAUCGUGGCCUUUUCAGCAAUCGUUCACAUUUGGUUUGCCGUCUGAGCUCGAACGAAGUGUACAUAGGUUUACAAAUUUCUAUUCUGGUCAGCAUUCCGGUAGAAAAUUGAAUUGGUUAUAUAAUAUGUCGAAAGGAGAACUGAAUACGAAUUGUUUUAAAAAUAGGUACACUUUGCAAGCUAGCACUUUUCAAAUGGCUGUGCUCCUUCAGUUUAAUGUAUCAAAAAGUUGGACAAUAGCACAACUAGAAGAGAAUACUCAAAUUAAAACCGAUUUCCUCAUACAAGUUAUUCAGAUAUUGCUUAAAGCGAAACUGAUAACUUGCGAGGAUGAUGAAAAUGAUCUUAGUCCAAGUUCUACUGUAAAUUUAUAUCUACAUUUCAAGAAUAAAAAGCUCAGGGUUAAUAUAAAUAUUCCGAUGAAAACUGAACUGAAACUGGAACAGGAGACCACCCAUAAACACAUAGAAGAAGACAGAAAACUGUUGAUACAAGCAGCAAUAGUGCGAAUCAUGAAAAUGCGUAAAGUUUUGAAGCACCAACAACUUGUAGCUGAAGUUCUCAACCAGCUGUCGUCUAGAUUUAAGCCUAGAGUUCACAUAAUUAAGAAAUGUAUAGAUAUUCUAAUAGAAAAGGAGUAUCUGGAACGAACUGAAGGACAAAAGGACACCUACAGUUAUUUGGCAUGAUUCAAAUAAAUGUGGCUGUUUUAAUUUAUUGACUAAAAAACAGGUUUGUGAUUGUGCAGAUGUGAAAUGUAUAAUUGUAAAUAUCCAGAAUUGUAUUUGAUUCAUUAAAGUAAAAUUGUUAAUAAACGAUCAUUUACGAUUCAUUUUUAUAUCCACGUUCAAUUUAGAAAUUGGAAUAGUUUUCAUUAACCAAUAUUAUUGAUCUUAUAUUCUCAUUAAUUUUUGUGUUUUCGGUUUGUACGAGUUUUUUAAAUUAAAUAAUAAAUCAAGAGAACAAGGACUAAUAAUAUUUGGUCAGUGAUUCUUCUAUAAUGUAUCACAGUACUUGAGCAAAAAUUGGAAAAAUCAAUAUUUUAUAUUUCAAUAUGUAUAUAUUUACAAAUAGAAAAAAAUGGAUGGGAGUUUUAAAUUUUUAUGUAAUUUGACAAUAAACGAGUAGGUUAUCCUAAAUGAACCUGCACUUAUACCACCUAAAAUUUGUGUGGUUCUGUAGCGUCCGUACUUAUCCACUUAUUAAAAUGCCAUGUCGAUAUAGAAUAUCCAAUGAAUGCUUUAAUACGAAUAUUGUCUAAAUUUACACAUAAAUAUUUGCAAUUUUUGCUCAUUCUGUAGAUUUACCUUAAUUACACACUGUACAUUGUUAAAAUUAUAUCAUUUUUAAUUUUAAUAAAGGAUGUGACUAAAACCGCAAAUGGAAAAUUAUUAAAUACAAAUACACUGUACAUUUUUCAUUGUGUUAUAAUUGUUUAUGUAUUUCCUUAACUGUUAAUAAAUCUCUAUUUGUGAUACUUUAUAUGUGUAUUUGUAUUAUUGGUUUCAAAUCCAUGACAUGUCUAUAAAAAAAAUUCAAAAACACUUUUUAAAACACUUUUUUACAGAUGUCGUUUGACUGAGUAAUAAUUUAUCUUGCUUAACAUGUUAAUUUUAAGAAUACUUUAGGUUAACACUUGUUUUUUGUACAGUAGUUUAGUAUGAUUUUUUGCAAUUAUUACCAAUUUGUGGUUAUUUGACUUCUUAACCUGGCAAGUUAAGAAGUCCUUGUAUUAUUUUUAUUGAUUAAAAUCUGUUAUACAAAGUCA
Aethina tumida (small hive beetle) is the source of this 3404-nucleotide messenger RNA. RefSeq names its product cullin-1. The record is from RefSeq and is a predicted model, not a curated record. Gene Ontology annotation, molecular function: ubiquitin protein ligase binding. Lineage: Eukaryota; Metazoa; Arthropoda; Insecta; Coleoptera; Nitidulidae. The transcript is spliced from 11 exons. The coding region runs from base 1 to 2325 and encodes 774 amino acids. Gene Ontology annotation, cellular component: SCF ubiquitin ligase complex. Gene Ontology annotation, biological process: SCF-dependent proteasomal ubiquitin-dependent protein catabolic process; protein ubiquitination.